Molecule: messenger RNA, 3377 nt
Organism: Diceros bicornis minor
Lineage: Eukaryota; Metazoa; Chordata; Mammalia; Perissodactyla; Rhinocerotidae
Gene: SEPTIN6
Product: septin 6
Exons: 12
Coding region: 12-1610 (532 amino acids)
Biological process (GO): cytoskeleton-dependent cytokinesis; cilium assembly
Cellular component (GO): septin ring; microtubule cytoskeleton; septin complex
Molecular function (GO): GTP binding; GTPase activity; molecular adaptor activity
Source: RefSeq, a predicted model, not a curated record
ACUCCCGGGUCAUGGGGGCGGGGGAGAGGUGUGGUGGAGCAUUGAGACUCCAGCGGCGGGCGCUCCCAUCCAAGCACCCUGAGAUCUCGGUGGAGAGGAAGAGGGGGUACAGGAGGCGAGGAGGAGGGAGCUCCGCUGUUUCCUGUGCUGUAGCUCCCGUUGCAGCGGCGCCCGUGGCAGCCCUGGCGGACGCAGGAGCGAUGGCAGCGACCGAUAUAGCUCGCCAGGUGGGUGAAGGUUGCCGAACUGUCCCCCUGGCUGGACACGUGGGGUUUGACAGCUUGCCCGACCAGCUGGUGAACAAGUCAGUCAGCCAGGGCUUCUGCUUCAACAUCCUGUGCGUGGGAGAGACAGGUUUGGGCAAGUCUACCCUCAUGGACACCCUGUUCAACACCAAGUUCGAGGGGGAGCCAGCCACCCACACACAGCCGGGUGUCCAGCUCCGGUCCAGUACUUAUGACCUCCAAGAGAGCAACGUGGGGCUGAAACUCACAAUCGUUAGCACGGUGGGCUUUGGGGACCAGAUCAACAAGGAGGACAGCUACAAGCCCAUUGUGGAAUUCAUUGAUGCCCAGUUCGAGGCCUACCUGCAGGAGGAGCUGAAGAUCCGCAGGGUCCUGCACACCUACCAUGACUCCCGCAUCCACGCCUGUUUGUAUUUCAUCGCCCCCACGGGUCAUUCCCUGAAGUCUCUGGACCUAGUGACGAUGAAGAAGCUAGACAGUAAGGUGAACAUCAUCCCCAUUAUUGCCAAAUCCGAUGCCAUUUCUAAGAGUGAGCUAACAAAGUUUAAAAUCAAAAUCACCAGCGAGCUUGUCAGCAACGGGGUCCAGAUUUACCAAUUCCCUACAGAUGAUGAGUCGGUGGCAGAGAUCAAUGGAACCAUGAAUGCCCACCUGCCGUUUGCUGUCAUUGGCAGCACAGAAGAACUGAAGAUAGGCAACAAGAUGAUGAAGGCACGACAGUAUCCUUGGGGCACGGUGCAGGUUGAAAACGAGGCCCACUGUGACUUUGUGAAGCUGCGGGAGAUGCUGAUUCGGGUCAACAUGGAGGAUCUCCGGGAGCAGACCCACAGCCGGCACUAUGAGCUGUACCGCCGCUGUAAGCUGGAGGAGAUGGGCUUCAAGGACACCGACCCUGACAGCAAACCCUUCAGUUUACAGGAAACAUAUGAGGCCAAAAGGAAUGAGUUCCUAGGAGAGCUCCAGAAAAAAGAAGAGGAGAUGAGACAGAUGUUCGUCCAGAGAGUCAAAGAGAAAGAAGCUGAACUCAAAGAGGCAGAGAAAGAGCUGCAUGAGAAGUUUGACCGUCUGAAGAAACUACACCAGGACGAGAAGAAGAAGCUGGAGGAUAAGAAGAAAUCUCUAGAUGAUGAAGUGAACGCUUUCAAACAGAGAAAGACGGCGGCUGAGCUGCUCCAGUCCCAGGGCUCCCAGGCUGGAGGCUCACAGACUCUGAAAAGAGACAAAGAGAAGAAAAACUCUUACUGUUUUACAGUUAACUCUGCUGUUUGCUGCAUGCUGCAUGAGACCCAGGGUCCUGUAAUCCAUGGCUGUGUACUGAAUAGUAUUCCCCGCUACAGCUGGACUGGACUCCAUUUAGCCUUUUAAGCCAAGGUUCUUAUUUUAACUGACAGCUUUCCUUUGGGGGGCCUGGCCGCCGGGCCCCCGGCCCCUGCCACGUACUUCCACUUCAAGCCCCACUUCUUCUUUUGCGUUCUGCCUCCUAGUCCCACUGGCACUGACCAUGACCUUCUUUUUUAUUUUUUUGAGGGUUUUUUUGGUCACUUUCUUUCAAAACACACAAACAAGUCUAUGCCAAAUUUUCAGGCCUUUUUGAAGUAUUGAGAAUGGGGAGGGGGUUUCUCUCUUCAAUAAUAGAUAAUGAUAGGAAGUGACAAGUAGCAAAAAUGAAGAGCAGACAUCUGCACACACUUGAUCUUUUCUUGUUGGCAAAGCAAGAGCGCAGUUUGGCUGAUCUGGAUUGUUUGGGGUGUCGCUGACUGGUUAAUGGCCAGAAGCGAGUAUGGAGGUGAUGCCGCCAAAGCAUAAGCUAGUUUCUUGAGAAAAUCCAAGUCUCAGAGUGGAGCAUUUUAGGAGACCCUACCCUCGGAGGUUUCAAAAACAAACUUGGCUACUCAGCCAGUAGCUCAGAAAGAUGCUAAGUUAGGGCUGUCAAGUCUCCUUGAGGAAGGCAUCUUAUUUGCAGCUUUGACGCUUCUAUGACCAGUUUCUCUGCUGCUUCCCAAGAAUCCCCAACUUCGACAACCAACUGGUCUCCAUCCCCACCCCCCAGUAAUUAUUUGCUUUACAAAUAGGGCCCCCUCAUUUGCAUUUGUUUACAGAUUAACUACUUGAGGCUUGAGGAGCUGUGAAAACUUCAAAAGAAUGAGAGCCACCCAGCCUCUGAGAGACCUUCAGAGACCAGGCAGGAAUUUUGUAUUAUGGGAGAAAUUUGGUCUGUAAAACAGAUAUGACUCACUUUUUUCAGAAGAGGAAAUUGAAGUCCAGAGAAAUGAAGGGGCUUGCCAGAGCUCCCAGCGCUGUUUCAUGGCAGAAGCCAGGCUAGAUUCAGUGUCACCUACUCCCGAUCCAUUUCACAAAUGGGUUCAGUCUGUUGAUAUAUGUUCCUGGAGACAAGGUCUUUUGAUGUUCGGAGGCAGUGAAUAGUUAGUAUUAGAGGGCCUUUGAGGAUUUUUUUUCCCAUAGAAAAAUAUCUGAGGAUGGAGUGGGGAGGAGGGGGAAGCAGAAGACUCCAGGCCAGCUCCUGAACCGAGUGCUUCUGCUGACGCCAGGAGUCACCAGGCACCUGUUAGCUGGUCAGCUUUCCUGGAAGUCUGGAAUGAGGCCCAGGCAUACAUCUGUUUAACAGUGUCCUAGAGGAGCCUUGUAAUCAAGGAAGUUUGGUAAACAAAAAUCUAAGCUGCGAGUGAACAUGAGACCUUUCGAAAGUCCACCAAGGCUGUUAAAAGAAUUAAGAUGCUUAUUCUAUUGGGUAGCUUUUCUCACUGUAGACAGAAAGGUUUUUUCCUUCUUCAGUGAAAAGGCUUUUUAGUUAGUACAAUUGUUACUAUUUUUUAAAAAUACUCUAAGUACUCUGUUUACUUCUGGUGAAACAAAACCAGUCAUUAGAAAUGGUCUGUGGUUUUAUUUUCCCAUACUGGAAUGGAAUGGCUUUCCUGAGAAAUCCCCACAUGUACACACACACACACACACACACACACACACACACACCCUCAUUUCUCUUAAGCCAAGAAGUUUGCUUUUCCCAGCUGCAGUGCAGAUCACUUUUGUUUUUGUUUUUUUGUCUUAAUCAUUUGGCAUUCACAUGUGGCUCUUAAUAUGUGCUUGUUUUUAAUUAAAACAAGAAGCUUUAAA